Schistosoma spindalis is the source of this 1786-nucleotide messenger RNA. NCBI's taxonomy places the organism in Eukaryota, Metazoa, Platyhelminthes, Trematoda, Strigeidida, Schistosomatidae. The record is from the annotation of a GenBank genome assembly.
UCUUACAGGUUUCGAUUUUCAAACCUAAGUCGUUCAGACAGGGACUCGAAGCACCCGGCAUCAGCUAAAGUUUGGCCCAGUUCAUAAUAUCCAUCAGCUCUCAUACUCAAUAAUUGGGGUUAAAGUCUUACACACAGGGUUACUUAGCACCUUCAGUCUGCUGUAAAUAAAAUCACCUAAUGUUGAAAACAACCAUGCCCACAUCAGCUGAUUAGACCGUAAAUCAAAUUAGUGUUUAGGUGUAUAUGUGAUUCUCCAAUAUGUAUGAACAUACUGUGUAAAUUUUCCCUAUGUUCUUACAAAUCAGAGCAAUAAACCAAGGGAGCGUUUUUCUGUACCGAGUUACUAAACGAACAGAUUGCAAGAAGUCACUUGUGUAUGACUAUUAAUGCCCAUUAGUUCAAUCUUUUCUCCCGCCAGCAGUGAUAAUGUCCAAACAUAGUCACAUGCGUCAACACACUAAGUGAUUAAAUUUCUCAUUAGAACCGUCAUUCAUUAUAUCAUUUGUAGAGUCCUAACAUGACUAUAGCUAUGAUGAAAAAUUUUACUUAGUCACAGUAGGAUGACAUGUUCUUUCCAGAAAAAAUCACAAUUUUGAUACAAAAGAGUAUAGCGUAGUUUUCAUAACUGAUUUCUGCAGCUUAUAUUUAUCCUGGGAGAUAAAUUCAUUUUUUUAGCAAUGGCUCCUUUGACUACUACCGUGGAUCAGUACAAAUUAUCUUCUCUUCCAACUGAUGGUGUUACUGCUGUUCGUUUCCAACCUGGGAAAGCAGCUCCCCAAUUCCUAGUUGCUUCAAGUUGGGACUGUACGGUGCGAAUUUAUGAUGUGGCUUCAGGAAGUCAACGUUUGUUUUACCAACAUAGUACUCCCGUUUUAGACACUGCUUUUUCUGAUACUGUACACGUUGUCAGCGGUUCACUAGAUGGAGAAUUAAAAUUAUUCGACUGCAACACUAAUCAGAAUCAAACUUUAGGUUCAUGUCUGAGAGCUAUUAGUACGAUGCAUUACAAUUCAAAUAUUCAGGCUUGUAUCACAGGUAGUUGGGAUUGUACUGUACGUAUAUGGGACCCACGUGCUUCUGUAGCAUCAUCCAAUUCAACUGAUUCAAAAGGUGGAGCACAAAGUGUUCAUCGUCAACCUAGUACAGUGUAUACGAUGGAUAGUAUACGCAACCAACUGGUUGUAGGUACAGCCGGACGGCAUGUACUAAUAUGGGAUCUCCGUCAAAUGCAUGCACCUUUAGAACAACGUGAAUCAAGCCUCAGAUACCAAACUCGAUGUAUCCAAUGUUUUCCAAAUGGGCAGGGUUAUAUAUUAGGUUCAAUUGAAGGUCGGAUAGCUGUCGAAAUGUUUGAUCCUAGCCCGGAGGUUCAAAAGAAAAAGUAUGCUUUUAAAUGCCAUCGUGUUAAAGAAGGCGAAAAAGAAACGAUUUAUCCAGUAAUUGCCAUUGCCUUUCAUCAAGGAUACAAUACGUUUGCUACAGGCGGUUGUGAUGGUAUUGUAAAUAUAUGGGAUGGAUUUAAUCGUAAAAGACUUGCUCAAUUAUCAAAGUAUCCAACUAGUAUAUCAAGUUUAGCAUUUUCUGAAGAUGGCAAUUUACUAGCUAUUGCUUCUUCAUACAUGUAUGAACGUGGUCCAAUUGAAAAUGAACCAGAACCAACUAUUUAUAUAAGAAGUGUUGCUGAAAACGAAGUCAAGCCUAAACAUAUCAGUAAUACUAAUAAUGUUAAUGCUACUGGUGGCGGAGGUGGUACUGCUGGAGCCAAUGUUGGUUAUAAAGGUUAA